Molecule: messenger RNA, 1659 nt
Organism: Chara braunii
Lineage: Eukaryota; Viridiplantae; Streptophyta; Charophyceae; Charales; Characeae
Source: the annotation of a GenBank genome assembly
GGAAGAAAUGACACAUGAUGAUAUAGAUCUGCCGAUGCCGGGUGCUCAAGAAGAGGUCCACCAGACAUUGGAGGGCAUUGACGAUCGUCAGCCAAUUGAGUGGAUAGAAACAAAUGUCGUCCCAAGUCGGGAGAGCAUUCGUGGUGGGGAAUAGAGGUUGUACUGCAUGAGAAUGAAGCGGAGUGUAGCAAAAGAUCUCCAGGGCCAAGAUUGUGCAUGUGAUAUGAGCAAGAACAACAACAAUGAUGGGUUGGAGCCACAAGCGACAUCAUCGAGAGGAAAUGAACCACCGCUCCAAUCAAAAGCCAAGGAAACUACUGUAAAAUAUCCAGGAAUACUGACUGAGCUGGACACUGUAUAUGCAAGCAUGGGCCUGUCGAAGCUCCCAAGAGACAAGUACUGUAAUAUGUCCCGAGAGGAGAAUGCGCAGCCUGGCGGGAUGGACAACAGCACAAUCAAGUUCACACUUCCCCCCGAAGAGGACGAAAAAUUGAUGCCGGGGGAUAAAAUUUGGGAGGAUAUGAAGGAGUUCACCGGAGGCCGGCACUUCCUGAGCCACAUUGGGACAUUGGUUGAGACAGAAGAUCACCAACGGGGCCAUCAUAUAUUAUGGCACCUGACAGUUUUCGAGCCCUGCUUGUGGAACGGGAAAUGGCACAUCGCUCUGUUCAUCGCUGGUGAGUGGAAAUUGAGAAAGCGGCUAUUGAAGAGCAAGUUUUUGGAGAUCGCAAGGGAACAAGUUCGUAUAAAAGUGCGGGAAGCCAACGAUGGAUCGGAUUGUCUUGCACAACGGGCAUAUACCGACACACUUUUCGAGAAGCUGCGCAGGGAAAACUUGCUCGAGUACAGCACAAGCUUUUACGAUCUUGAUUCCAGCGUGUCAAACUGUCAUGUCCAAUGGAAGCUCACAAGUCACGAAGCGGUGCACGAGUUUGAAGGCGACAUACAUCUCGGUUGCAGUCAACAAUUGGUAGAAGAAGGUGACUACGCUUCGACGAGUGGAGUGGGACUUCCACUCGUGAUCACAGUGCAGAGUGAUGACCACGCUCAGGAGAAUGAGAAGAUGGAGAUUUAUGUUGGUGACAGGGACGAAACAAUAAGAGAUACGACGCGGGCUGAAGAUCAAUCAUUGCAGCAUGCAUCGCACCAAGAAGAAUCUAUGGUGGAUAAAGAGUCGGCGGGACACUUUCUAACCAUGACAUCCCCUAAGGUCUGCACAGGAUCGGGAACACAAAUGGUCACAGAAUCAAGCUUCAUGCAAGGAACUGAGCUGACAAGACAAGAGACCUUGCCGCUGCAGGAGGGAAGAGAAGGUUUGGCAGGCGGCAUUCCUGAUUUGAUGCUUGGGCUGCAGUCUGAUAGCGACGCCUUGCGUGCUAUGCAAGGACCGGAGGAAACAUUCAAAGAAGGUGAAGUUAGUAUGCAGCGGAUUAGUGAGUCGCAUCAAGAGGAAAAGCGCAAGAGGGCGGAUGAUGACGAUGUCAUUGACAUCAGGACAUAAUCAGGUGAGCAGCGAGAGCAUAGCGAGGACAGAGAGGGGAGACAGAAUGAGAAUGAGGAAGAGGAACACCGCCAUGAUAUACAGCAAAAGAAGGAUGAAAUUAGCAAUGAGAAGUCGAGGAAAGGGAACACCACAGAUAAUGUCGUGCCUAGACGUUC